Molecule: messenger RNA, 1345 nt
Organism: Lepisosteus oculatus (spotted gar)
Lineage: Eukaryota; Metazoa; Chordata; Actinopteri; Semionotiformes; Lepisosteidae
Product: carboxypeptidase A1-like
Biological process (GO): proteolysis
Molecular function (GO): metallocarboxypeptidase activity; zinc ion binding
Source: RefSeq, a predicted model, not a curated record
GCCGAAAGCAGUUAAUUCCGUUUACACGAAGAGGAUGAAGUCUUUUAUGAUUCUGUGUAGCCUUGUUGUGGCUGCUGUAAGCCAAAAGCUGUUCAUUGGGGACCAAGUGCUUCGCAUAACGGCUGAGAGUCAUGAACAAAUUGCUCUCCUCCAGGAGCUGCAGGGGCUUGAGCAUCUAGAGCUUGACUUCUGGAGAGAGCCAGUGAGGCCUUCUCUGUCUGUUGAUGUCCGAGUUCCCUUUGCCAGUCUUCAGCCUGUGAGAGUCUUCCUGCAGUCACAUGGUAUCCAGUAUGACGUCAUGAUCGACAAUCUCCAGGUUCUUCUAGACAGUGAGAUGGAAGAAAUGAAUCAUUCUCGCCAAAGGCAAAGAAAUACUGACAGCUUUGACUACUCUUCCUACCAUACUCUAGAAGAGAUCUACAGUUGGAUGGACAGUCUUAUAGCUGAGUUUCCAGACUUAGUCUCCAAGCUCACAAUUGGCUCCAGCUAUGAGAAGCGGCCAAUUCAUGUACUGAAGUUCAGCACAGGAGGUACUAAUCGUCCUGCAAUCUGGCUUGACACUGGCAUUCAUGCUCGUGAAUGGAUCACUCCAGCCACAGGAAUGUGGACAGCAAAGAAGAUUGCUCAGGAAUAUGGGCAGGACCCUUCAUUAACAGCAAUAUUGAACAAAAUGGACAUCUUUUUUGAGAUUGUCACUAAUCCUGAUGGGUACACCUUCACACACACGACAAAUCGCAUGUGGCGCAAGACAAGGUCAAUCAGUUCUGGAUCCUCUUGCAUUGGAGUUGAUCCUAACAGGAAUUGGGAUGCAAACUUUGGAGGUCCUGGUACCAGCAGCAACCCUUGUGAUGACACUUACAAGGGACCGUUUGCGCACUCAGAGUCUGAGGUGAAAUCCAUCGUGGAUUUCAUCCUGCGUCACAAGAACGUCAAGGCCAUGGUCACUAUCCACAGCUACUCCCAGAUGCUGAUGUAUCCAUAUGGGUAUACCUCCACCCCCACCCCUGAUGCGGACGAACUGUAUGCAGUAGCCAAAAGUGCGGUAGAUGCGCUUGGGAGUCUGCAUGGAACCAAGUACACCUUUGGCAGCAUGAUCUCUACUAUCUAUCCAGCGAGUGGUACCACAGCAGACUGGGGCUACUCUAACGGCAUCAAGUAUUCGUUUACUUUUGAGUUGCGUGACACAGGUCGCUAUGGUUUCCUACUUCCCGCAGAUCAGAUUAUUCCAACUGCCGAGGAGACCUGGUUAGCACUGAUGAAGAUUAUGGAGCAUGUCCGAGACCACCCUUAUUGAAGAAAAUGUGAAUUAAAAAAAAUCAAUUAAAUGGAUCGUUUGAAAAAUACA